AUGGACUUGGUAAUAUGUGUCAACCUGGUGGUACUGGUUUUGAAGAAUGCAGUGACCUAUGAUGAUGUGCACAUUGACUUCACUCGGGAUGAGUGGGCCUUGCUCAAUCCUUCUCAGAAGAGUCUCUACAAAGAUGUGAUGCUGGAGACAUACAGGAACCUCACAGCCAUAGGCUAUAGUUGGGAAGAUCAUAAUUUCAGAGAACAUUGUCCAAGUGCUAGAAGACAUGGAAGGUAUGAAAGAAGCCAUACUGGAGAGAAACCCUCUGAAUAUGCACAAUGUGUUAAAUCCUUUGCAUGUUACAGUUUUCUUCACAGGCAUGAAAAAAUUCAUUCUUCAGAGAACCCAUAUGAUUGUAUUCAACAUGAUGAAGCCUUUGCAUGCUGCAGUUGUCCUCAAAUAUUUAAAAGAGCACAUGCUGGAGAGAAACACUAUGAGUGUAAUCAAUGCAGUAAUGUUCUUGCCAGUCAUGGUCAGCUUCAAAAACAUAAAAAUCCACAUUCUGGGGAGAAAUCCUACACAUGUAAUCAAUGUGAUAAAGCCUUUUCACAGAACUAUGCUCUCCAACUACACCAAAGAACACAUACUGGAGAAAAACCUUAUCAGUGUAAUCAAUGUAGUAAAGCAUUUGCAUGUCAUGACCUACUUCACAGACAUGAAAGAACACAUAGUGGAGAGAAGCCCUUUGAAUGUAAUCAAUGUGAUAGAGCUUUUUCACGGCGCUCUGGACUCCAAAGACAUGAAAGAACACAUACUGGAGAGAAACCCUAUGAAUGUACUGAAUGUGGUAAAUUCUUUGCAUAUAAUCAUUAUCUUCAAGUACAUAAAAGAACACAUACUGGAGAGAAGCCCUUUGAAUGUAAUCAAUGUGAUAAAGCCUUUUCACAGAACAGUGCUCUCCACAUACAUCAAAGGACACAUACUGGAGAGAAACCUUAUCAGUGUAAUCAAUGUGAUAAAGCUUUUGAGAGUCACGGCCAGCUUAACAGACAUAAAAAAACACAUACUGGAGAAAAGCCAUUUGAAUGUAAUGAAUGUUAUAAAACUUUUUCACAUCGCUCUAAGCUCCAAAUACACAAAAGAAUACAUACUGGAGAAAGACCCUAUGAAUGUAAUCAAUGUGGAAAAUCCUUUUCCUAUGUCACUGUUCUCCAGCUUCACAAAAGAACACACACUGGAGAGAAACCUUAUCAGUGUAAUCAAUGUGAUAAAGCCUUUUCACAACUUAGUAGUCUCAAAAAACACAAACGAACACAUACUGGAGAGAAACCGUAUGAAUGUAAUGAAUGUGAGAAAGCCUUUUCACAGGAUAGUAGUCUCAAAAAACACAAAAUAACACAUACUGGAGAGAAACCAUAUGAAUGUAAUGAAUGUGAUAAAGCCUUUUCACAGAACAGUGCUCUCCACAUACAUCAAAGGACACAUACUGGAGAGAAACCUUAUCAAUGUAAUCAAUGUGAUAAAGCUUUUGAGAGUCACGGCCAGCUUAACAGACAUAAAAAAACACAUACUGGAGAAAAGCCAUUUGAAUGUAAUGAAUGUUAUAAAACUUUUUCACAUCGCUCUAUGCUCCAAAUACACAAAAGAAUACAUACUGGAGAAAGACCCUAUGAAUGUAAUCAAUGUGGAAAAUCCUUUUCCUAUGUCACUGUUCUCCAGCUUCACAAAAGAACACACACUGGAGAGAAACCUUAUCAGUGUAAUCAAUGUGAUAAAGCCUUUUCACAACUUAGUAGUCUCAAAAAACACAAACGAACACAUACUGGAGAGAAACCGUAUGAAUGUAAUGAAUGUGAGAAAGCCUUUUCACAGGAUAGUAGUCUCAAAAAACACAAAAUAACACAUACUGGAGAGAAACCAUAUGAAUGUAAUGAAUGUUGUAAAGACUUUUCACAACUUAGUAGUCACCAAAAUCAUUAA
Microtus oregoni (creeping vole) is the source of this 1920-nucleotide messenger RNA. RefSeq names its product zinc finger protein 431-like. Gene Ontology annotation, molecular function: DNA-binding transcription repressor activity, RNA polymerase II-specific. The record is from RefSeq and is a predicted model, not a curated record. The coding region runs from base 1 to 1920 and encodes 639 amino acids. Lineage: Eukaryota; Metazoa; Chordata; Mammalia; Rodentia; Cricetidae. Gene Ontology annotation, biological process: negative regulation of transcription by RNA polymerase II. The transcript has 5 exons.